Messenger RNA from Anolis sagrei ordinatus, 3952 nucleotides. It is a transcript of the gene SKIDA1, whose product is annotated as SKI/DACH domain containing 1. The record is from RefSeq and is a predicted model, not a curated record. NCBI's taxonomy places the organism in Eukaryota, Metazoa, Chordata, Lepidosauria, Squamata, Anolidae.
CCUCCUCCUCUUUGUCCUUCCUCUAUCCCUUCUCCUUCUCCUCCUUCUCCUCCUCUUUCCCCUACUCCUUCCCCUCCUCCUUCUUAUCCUCCUUCCUCUACCCCUUAGUCUUCUUCUUCCUCCUCCUCCUCAGUACCUCUGAUGCCACCGUCCCGCUUCCACCGCUGGAAGCAUUCAACACGCGUCUACUCCUCGUGUGGACCCAGAGACUGGGCGAGGAUUCUCCACCUUGUCUGCAAGGCCGGGGUGGUGGUGAGAGAAGUGGGCACAUUUCUGGCUUAUCUGAAGCUUUGUUAUGGGUCUGACGUGAGCUCUCGUCCGGGUUCCCUGCCUCUCCCCUCUUCCUCCUCCCUCUCCUUUCCCCCUCCCCCAAUAUUACAGGCAGAAUUUCAGCGAAAAGUGUUACAGUAUGACGGAGCUGGAGCUCAGGAUAAGCACGCAAGGAAACCCUAGUAGCAACAACUUAGCCAUUGCAAAGAGAGAGAGAGGAAGAGAGGGAAGGAAGGAAGGCAGGAAGGCAAAAGGGGCGGGGGUGAGAGAGAGAGGAAGAAAGGAAGAAAGAGAGGAAAGCGAGAAGGAAGAGGAAAGACGAGGCCGAGCUAGCGAACCAGGAUGCCUUGAGAGCCAAGCCAGCACCUGGCUGAGGAGGAUAGACUCGCUCUCUCUCUGCCUCUCUCUCUCUCUGCUUGGAUUUCCUCCCCCAGCACACCUUUUUUGCCUGGGCUGUUGGGCUGCCUGAGGAGAGGGGGCUCCUUCUCCGCGGCUGAUGCCCCCCCUGCCCCCAUGGUGGGGCGGUGAGGAGGAGGAGGAGGAGGAGGAAGCGCAGCAUGGGCGACCUGAAGUCCGGCUUCGAGGAGGUGGACGGCGUGCGCCUGGGUUACCUGGUGAUCCGGGGCAAGCAGAUGUUCGCCCUCUCGCAGGUCUUCACGGAUCUGCUCAAGAACAUCCCUCGCACCACGGUGCACAAGCGCAUGGACCACCUCAAGGUGCAGAAGCACCACUGCGACCUGGAGGAGCUGCGCCGGCUCAAGGCCAUCAACUCCAUCGCCUUCCACGCCGCCAAGUGCACGCUCAUCUCCCGCGAGGACGUGGAGGCGCUCAACACCUCCUGCAAGACGGAGCCCGUGCUCAGGACUAAGCGCCGGGCGUCCACGGGGCGGGAGGACCCCUCUCCCGGGACACAGACUAAAGCUGUGGCAGCGGCAGCAGCAGCGGCAGCGGCGGCGGCGGCGGCGGCCUUUUGGAAAGACAGGGGCAAACUUUGGCUGGGUUUGAAUGGAGCCGCUGCUUCUGCCGCUGCAGCCGCUGCCGGGCGGAGAAAUGGCUGGCGCAAAGCGGGGCCGGGCGCUUUCCUACCGGCUUCGGAUCUACCUCACUUUUGGAGCCCUCCGCCGGGGCUGAGCUCGCCGGGACUGCCCCGCUCGCCUGGCAAAGGGUCUGCAAACUAUGAAACUGCCCCGCUCCGCCCGCGUUACCUCUCGCUGGCCUCGGAACCCGCCUGUUUCCGCAGCCUUUUCUGCGCCAAGCACCCGCGCUACUACUACCACCAUCACCACCACCAUCACCACGCCUCGGCCGCCAUCUCCAGCCAGGCCAAGCCAUCCUCCGCCGCCCGCAGCAAAGCCAAGCGGAGGAGGAAAGCAGCGGCGGGGGAAGAGGGAGGCCUGGGGUUCGGAGGCGGCGGAGGGGGGCGGCGCUGCCUCUUCCUGCCCCGCGCCGAUUCCAAGCCGCCGGACAAGGGCGCCCUCCUCGCCUCGCCCGCCUUGAACGGCUUCCUGGCCCCGCCGCAGCACCACUCUUUCCCGGAGAGCUACAGCAGCGACUCCGAAUCCAGCUCCUAUUCCGACCAGGCGGCUAACGACUCCGACUUCUGCUCCAGCUUAACCAGUAGCAGCAAUUCGGGCUCUUCGGAGGAAGAUGAAGAAGAGGAGGAGGAGGAGGAUGAAGAAGAAGUCAGCUGCGGUUCUGAUUCCAGUGAACUGAGCUCUGACGAGGAGGAGGAGGAGGAAGAAGAGGAGGAGGAGGAAGAAGAAGAAGACGAGGAGGAGAGCAGCUCCGAGUCCGACUCCAGCACCGGCUCCAGCCAAGUGUCGGUGCAGAGCAUCCGCUUCAGGCGCACCAGUUUCUGCCCGUCGCCUGGACCGCCACUCCCCGCCCCUUUCCAGGAGCUGCCGGGCCCGGCGAGGACUAUCAAAGCCGAAUCCUCCUCUUCCUCCGAAGAAGAAGAAGAGGAAGAGGAGGAGGAGGAGGAGGAGGAGAGGGGAGGGGGGCCGGUGGGGCAGGCGGAGUGGGCGCCCAAGGUUGAGCCGGGCCUGGGCUGUUCCGAGGAGGGGCCCCCUCCCCCGGGAAGGCCGGGCUUGGCCACGGGAGGCAGCCGCCGCCCUUGCCGCCGCCCCGCCGGACCCUGCCAGGCCCUCAAGGCCAGCCCGCCGCCGAGACUCUGCCGAGAGGGCAGGAAAGCCCGUCUGGACUGCCCGUCUCCUCUUCCUCCCCUUCCCCUUCCCCUGCUUCCUCCUCCUCCUUCUCCUCCACCCGCUGCAGAGGAGCCCCAAGCAGCCCUCAGGGUUGAACUGCCCAGGAAGUGUCCCGAGGAGGGCUGCCUGGUCGCCCUCUCUUCCCAAAGGCACCCUCUUCCCGAGCCCCCGCCGGCGACACCACCCCUCGUGCCCCUCGUGCCCCUGGCCCAGAUCAAAGUCGAGGAUAGCAGCGCCAACGCCGAAUAUGGAGCCCUCCCCGUCCAGAGCCCCUCCGCGUGGGAAGGCAGCGGGCCCCGGGAGCCCAAGGAGGAGAGGACUGAGGCCCAGCUCUCCCCUCCGCCCCCGCCGCCCCCGGACCCCCCACCGCCGCUGCCCUUGCUGCUGCCAACGAAGGAAGACCCGGGAUGCCCCGAGGAGACCCCCCGCCCGCCUUCGAGAGGUCCCGCCGCGCCCAGCAGCCCCUCCAAACCUAGCAGGACGCCCCCGCCGCCCCCGGCCCCCCUCCGCACUUUCGCCAAGCCCCAGGACGACGACGACGACGACGACGGGGAGUACAAAUUCGGAGCCCGCGUGAGGAAGAACUACCGGACCCUGGUGCUGGGCAAGCGGGCCCUGCUGACCCACCCCGCGCCGCCUAUGAAGCCAAAUCUCAAGUCGGCCCGCAGCCCUCGCCCGGCCCCUCCGGGCAAGUCUCCGCUGCCUCCGCCGCCGCCUCCGCUCCUGGAGAGUCCCGAAGGGCCCCUGGAGGGCCUGGCGGUGCUCGGGCGGCGCAAGCGGGUGGGCGGCAGCGUGGCCGCGGCCCUCAAGCGACCCUUCAGCUUCUUGGGCAACUUCCCUUGCCCGCCCUCCUUGAUGCUGGGCCUGGACGGGGAUCUGCUGCCGGCCUACAGCUUCAGCACCACCAAGGAGGCCCAGCCGCCCCCCAAGGCCCACCCGGUCUGGAAAUGGCAGCUGGGCGGCUCGGCCAUCCCUUUGCCCCCCAGCCACAAAUUCAGGAAAUUUCACUCGUGAAAGCGGGAAGGGGAAGACCUCCCCGACUUCUUGGUUCUCCUCUUGGCUGGGAUUUUUUAAUUAUUAUUAUAAUAUUAUUAUCAUUUCUCCUCCGACCCUCUUUCUUCACCUUGGCAGGAUGGUGUAUUCCUGCCCACUCCAUGGCAUCCUCUCUGGUUUAUUCUGUUUUUUGGGGGGAAACAGAAGAAAGAAGAAGGAAUUGGAUUACUCUUAUCCCUUGCCGUGAAGACAGAUCUUGGGGGAAGAAGAGGGUGGGUGGGGAAGGGGGAGGCCAGGAUAUUCUGGAAAUAUUCCCUAGACUACUUUCGGGGGCGAAAGCCUCGAGUUGAUGAAACAAAACACAACACCUCAGUGGAAUCUGAUAAAGCUGGAACACUUUACUGUCUCAGAAUUCUAAUAAUACACCCGGUACCUCAAUUCAACUGCUACAAGUAAUUAAAAAACAAAAGAAGGUUGAAUUAUAA